Molecule: messenger RNA, 468 nt
Organism: Drosophila bipectinata
Lineage: Eukaryota; Metazoa; Arthropoda; Insecta; Diptera; Drosophilidae
Product: COX assembly mitochondrial protein homolog
Cellular component (GO): mitochondrion
Source: RefSeq, a predicted model, not a curated record
CAAAGCAGAGUUUCUGGAAAAAAAAGUAUUUUUCCGUUUUCCACAUACAGCCACACUAAAAGUUGUUCUCAGCGACUGAACAAAAUAAAUAGUAUUUUUAACACAAUAUGAGUCUUGAACAACAGACGGCGAUUGACCCAAGGAAUCCUCAUGGAUUGGGUGAUCCAAACGACACAUCGUUGCGCAAGGUGGAACGAGAGGUUCUGAUUCCAAAGAUUAUGCGCGACCGGGCUCGAGAUGAGUUCUGCGCCAAGGAAGUGGCCGAUUUCGGAGAGUGCUGCAAGGCCAGCAGCAUCCUGAUGGUGGCCACCUGCCGUAAACAAAACUCCGCCCUCAAGGAAUGCCUUACGCGCUGGUACCAGGACGAAGGCUUCAAGGAGGACUGCAAGAAGAUAUACCUCCAGGAAAGGGCAGACUAUCGCAGCACCGGUAUACCCAAGAAGCAUCGCCUGGAGAAGCUGUAGUCUG